AUGAUCGGCAAGAGCAGAUCUCCCAAAAUGCGGCGCAAGGAAACACCAAGUGUGAGCGGACAGCGGCUACGAGAAGCCCAAAACUGCCGAUGUUCCCCUUUUUGUUUCAGAUUCGGUUGGCUUGGGCCUGUCGGAGGCUUGGGGUCUACACACACAAUGGACAAUCUGGCUCCGGCAAUGGUUGUUGUGCGCGGUUGUAUCCAUCGUUUAGACUACAUGGAUCCGCAUCCCGGACCAGGUUGA
This is a messenger RNA of Echinostoma caproni, 243 nucleotides long. NCBI's taxonomy places the organism in Eukaryota, Metazoa, Platyhelminthes, Trematoda, Plagiorchiida, Echinostomatidae. The record is from the annotation of a GenBank genome assembly.